AUGCAGGUGCGUUCCUCAAGUCUCCCUCUCUCCCUCAUCCCCCUGGUCUCUUCCUCAUCGCCGAGGAGGGACAGCCAUUCAGGCCCAGUGCCUGAUGCUGGCCUCGCCUUUACGGCCGACCCCCCUCCUCGUCCUGGCGAUCAGCGAGUCUCUGCCGCUGUUGGAUCGGCCGCAUUGACUGCCCAUCGGGUCCCGGACGAUACUGGGGACAAUGAGACUGACCUCCCUCGCCCCACACAGGCUUCCACGAGUGCCCCUGAGGCUGGCGGAGGACACACGACGCGGAGAGGCCACUCACCCCAUCUCUCGAUCAGCGAUCCAAGCCACCAUGUGACGGAAGCCAUCGGGCACAUGUACGACGAUGACUACGAUCGCAAUGAUCCCAGACGCCUCAGCUAUAUCGCAUCCCCCCUCGGCGAGUCAAUAACUACGAUUCCGCGAGCCUCCGCAGCGUCCGAGUCUUCCCCCGCCAACUUGACAUCCACACCACCCCAGAACUCGCCGGUCGAGGGACAGCCCAAGCACACAAAUGGACACCUUCGGCCGCCGCCCGUGGGACAUCGGUCUUACGACCGUGAUAGUGAACCCGGAUCGCCAGACUCCACGCGAUCACCGUCGGAAACCGCAACCGCCUCCUUCCCUCUGAACGAUAUCGAUUAUGAGUCCGAUCCAGCCGCGGUGGUCCAGGAGUUAAACAACCUCGCUGCCAUCCGACGCAUGUCCAUGGAUGUCGCAGCGACGGGCGACCCUGAUCUUCCAUCCUACGGCAGCAAUAACCUCCCAAUCCCGUCCCUACCUCCCUCCCCAUCGGCCGACGAAAACGAUGCCUCGCGGUUGUUCUGGGUCCCGGCAAGCCUGCACCCCGAACUGGCACCGAAGGAGUUCAAGUCAUUUCUCGAAAGCAAAGCCGACCUCAUUAAACGGAAAUCGGGCGAUUUCUCGGCUCUUGGGCCGGAGCGGCAGGGAUCAGGAAGCGGGCUCCGUCGCAAACGGUCGAUGCUCUCUCGACAAAUCGACAACUCGUCGGGCUACACGGACGGUGCGGAACGGCUAGAGCGUCAACGAUCGCAUUCGAGUCGGCGGGAUGGCAUGCUGAGCCCCAAUCUGCAGGAGCUGGAAACCUUGGUGGACGACUCGAAACCAGCAUCCCAGGAUUCCCUGGUGCGGGAAAUGCAAAAUGCCAGCAUCACUGCAAGCGAAGACAAACCGAUUUUGCCUCCGGCUCCGCCUGGCCACAGCCUGCGAAGAUCGACCCGGACACAAUACAAGAAAGGAAGCUUGAAAAAAGGUGAAAAGCCUCCUUACUCGAAGCGAGUGGGGAGGGGCUUGUCCGAGUCGGCCGGAUCGGCAGCUCCAGCCAAACCGCUGUCCGACGACCAGCCAAUUCUUGGAUCUACGCGCGUGUCCACCGAUUCGUCUUCUUCCUCUGCCUCUCGACCAUCCCGCGCUCUCUCGAAUUCCUCCCGUAGUGCGGCCUAUGCCUCUGGCAGUACCAUCGGUUCGACAUUUGAUUCGAUAUUGGACAACCCCGAGGCCGAGAAGGAGGAGGCCAAGGCUGCUGCGACACACCCAGAUUUUGCUUCUGACCGGCUGGAUUCUGCGGAAAAGGCGAACGCUGCGCCCUAUGCCCGACAAUGGCAUUCUCGCAUCAGUUCGAAUGGGCGAUCCACGGCAAACACCCCGCAAUCCGAACAGACUGUCCCGGAAAUCGUCGAAACCCCACCUGCGGAUUCUAAUCGCGGACAACCAAGCCAACAGUCCCCCACGAGUCGAACUACCGAACGCGAUGUACCCUCGUCAUAUUCAGCAAAGACUUCGUCAACCCAUGAUUCAGCUCCCAACAAGCGGUCUUUGAUGAGCGGACAACGCAAGGAUACGACCACAACGACCCUUAACGAUUUCACCAAUAAUCCUCAGAUGAUACCUGGCAAUAAUACCCGGACGGAUAGUCUCUCAUUUAUCCCGACCAUGCCCGAGGAACAGCGCAAGUCCGAGGAGCGCAAAUCCGAGGGCAAGAAAUCGAAGAAAGAAUCGGAAGGCGGCCGCAAGUCCAGCUGGCAUUGGCUCCUGGGCAGCGAAGAGAAAGAUAAAAAGAAGGAUAAAGAUGGCGACUCCAAAAAGUCGAAGUCGAAGUUUUCUGACAAGAUCCAUACCAAUGCGAAAUCAGAGGCGCCACCGCCGACUUCCAUGGACAAUAGCUCACGAGGCAGGGAAAGCCUCAUUCUGGAUCGUCUCGACCCGAAAUUGGAGGAAGAGCGACGGAAGGAUGGCGUUCGGAGAGCCUCGGGAGAAUCAAAGAAAGAGAAAGACGGGAUCUUCUCAUCAAUCUUUGGUGGUGGUCGAAAGAAGCACAGUGGAGAGGGCCACCACCGGAAGAACUCUUCCCGCAACCUAUCCCCUGAUCCCCCCAUGCGGGAAUUGCGUGCGGACAUCGACUAUCCUUGGACUCGAUUUUCCAUUUUGGAAGAACGAGCAAUCUACCGGAUGGCCCACAUCAAGCUUGCCAAUCCCCGACGUGCUCUCUACUCUCAGGUAUUGUUGAGCAACUUCAUGUACUCAUAUCUGGAGAAGGUGCAGCAGAUGCACCCUCACAUGAUGGUUGCAUCCUCUGGAUCCCAGCGGUCCUCAAAGUCAAGGGACCAGCCAGAUGAGUACCUCCAAUACCAGCGAUAUCAAGAGGUGAGUACCGAACUUGAAGAUAGCCCAGAAGAAACGACUGUCGAGAAGUCUGCACAAGAGCAACAACAAUACGGGGAUAGUGCAUAUGAUGACCCAUCCAUGUAUGACUACGACGACGACCCGCACGAUCGGUACCAGUCCCACGGAAGGAAUGGUAAACACGGCUAUGAGAACGGCCAUGCCUACGACUCGGGACAUUACCAGUAUGGGCACUCUUCCUUCGGUCAUGAUGCCCAGCUGGAUGACGACGAUGACGAUGAUAUGUGGUGA
Messenger RNA from Penicillium argentinense, 2949 nucleotides. Its product is annotated as putative telomere silencing protein Zds1. NCBI's taxonomy places the organism in Eukaryota, Fungi, Ascomycota, Eurotiomycetes, Eurotiales, Aspergillaceae. The transcript is spliced from 2 exons. Gene Ontology annotation, cellular component: cell septum; cytoplasm. Bases 1 to 2949 code for a protein of 982 amino acids. Gene Ontology annotation, biological process: establishment of cell polarity; positive regulation of G2/M transition of mitotic cell cycle. The record is from RefSeq and is a predicted model, not a curated record.